This is a messenger RNA of Botrytis cinerea B05.10, 1558 nucleotides long. RefSeq lists its product as hypothetical. Lineage: Eukaryota; Fungi; Ascomycota; Leotiomycetes; Helotiales; Sclerotiniaceae. The coding region runs from base 324 to 1409 and encodes 361 amino acids. The transcript is spliced from 2 exons. The record is from RefSeq and is a predicted model, not a curated record. Gene Ontology annotation, molecular function: oxidoreductase activity; zinc ion binding.
GUCACAAACUCUAAAGCUCUAUUUCUCCAUAUUCUCACCUGCAAGGCUUUUUAUCGCCGACGACUAUAAUAACCUUAGCUCUUGAUUAGUUAUUAUGAUGUAUUCGAUCCAAACUAUAUGCAAAAUGCGUCCAAUCUCCGUGUCGGCUUUAAGGCGGGGUAGCUCUUUCAUUUAUCUUUCGGAUGGUGUCUGCCCACAUUCCUAAAACAUUUAUAUCAUUCCAUCUUUCCUUCCAAAGUAUUAAAGAUACCGAAGCUUACCUCUUUCCAUCUCUCUAUCUCUUGUUUUCGUAAGCACAACGAUAAAAUCUAAUCAUCAAUCUCAUGAACACCAUAACAACCCUCCCAACCACUCUGAAAAACAAAGCUCAAGCUCUCAUCUCCACAAUGUCCCUCCCCAAAACCUACAAAGCAGCUGUUUUCGAAAAGGCCAAUGCUCCAUUCGUCAUUAAGGACGUUGAGCUCACGCAGCCAUCCGCAAAUGAAGUUCUCGUGAAAGUCAUUGCUUGCGGAGUAUGUCACUCCGAUGCCGUCGUUCAAUCCGGCGGUUUUGGAAACGGAUUUCCAAUCGUCCCGGGUCAUGAGGUAAUUGGCACAGUUGCUGCUGUUGGAGAAGGUGUUCAGAAAUGGAAGGUUGGAGAGAGAGUGGGAGGACCUUGGCAUGGAGGUCAUGAUGGCACUUGCAAACAGUGCAAUCGGGGACAGUUUCAAAUGUGUUCCAAUGGUGCCGUUAAUGGUGUCACUCGCGACGGAGGCUACGCUGAAUAUGUUCAUCUUCGAAGUGAAGCCGUAGUGAGAAUUCCAGAAGAUGUCGAUCCUUAUGAAUAUGCCCCAAUUCUCUGCGCCGGUAUCACUGUCUUCAACAGCAUGAGAAAAUUACAAAUUACACCUGGUGAAGUUGUUGCCAUUCAAGGAUUGGGUGGAUUGGGACAUUUGGCUGUACAGUAUGCCGCUAAGAUGGGAUACAAGGUUGUAGCUAUUAGUGGUGGUGACAAGAAGAGAGAUUUUGCUCACAAGUUGGGUGCUCAUGAGUAUAUCGACACAUCGAAGGAUGACCCUGUCAAGAAAUUGACCGAAAUGGGAGGAGCAGCGCUAAUUGUUUGCACGGCUCCAAACCCCAAGUCUAUUUCCCCUUUAACUGGUGGAUUGGGUGCGGGCGGAAAGUUGCUCAUUCUAGCUCCUUGUGGUGGUGUGGAGAUUAACUCGAUCGAUCUCAUCACGAAGAUGGCUUCAGUCAGUGGUUUCCCAUCUGGCCAUGCGUUGGAUUGUGAGGAGGCUAUUGAGUUCACCAAGCUGCAUACUGUUGAUUGCAUGAUCGAGAAAUUCCCAUUGAGCGAUGUUCAAAAGGCUUAUGACCACAUGUUAAGUGGCGAUGUUAGGUUCAGAAGUGUUUUGGUCAUGGAUCAAUAAUUGUCAAUGGGAAAACAAAGAAAUGAAGGAUCGACUGGAGAUUUUUAUGGCGGUCUGUGGCUUGAUGCUCAAAAAUGCAAAAACUAAUGGAACGAGAUUGAGCAAAGUAGCUAUUAGAGUUUCAAUAUCAUGAUAUCGUUCAUUUUCGA